AUGUUUACGCCUCUAAAAUCUGCUCUUAUACUUGGUGGCAGUGUGCGUACCAAACUUUGGCGUGGGCUGGUCUCUUCCUGCUCCGGAAAUGUUGAUUUCUCGCACGCCGUCAUAGGAGGAGGAAUUGUAGGUCUGUCGAUAGCCUUCGAACUGAGUAAAAUAGCAGGUAAUCGCGUAGUUUUAAUCGAGAAAAAUACGGCACCAGGCUUGGAAACGUCGAGCCGUAAUAGCGAGGUGAUCCAUGCUGGAUUAUAUUAUCCACCAGACUCUUUAAAGACUCAGCUGUGUCUCGAGGGAAACAACAUUAUAUACACAGAGUUGACGCAACUCAAAACAGGCGUGGAAUGGAACAAGUGUGGGAAGUGGAUUGUGGCACAGAAUGGCCAUGAAGCGGCGUACUUGAACAAGCUUUACGAAAAGGCUUCGAGACAACUGAAUUUGCCUGUGGAAAUGAUUUCAAGCAGUUUCGCAAGGCAAAAGGAACCAUAUGUUGAGGUCAAAGCGGCUGCAUUGAGCUCUCCAACCUCAGGUAUCAUCUCGUCGCACUCACUCAUACAAUACUUGAUCACAAACCUGGAUAUCAACGGUGUUGAUGUUGCAAUUGGUACCGAGCUGAUUGGCAUGAAUUACAACCGCGGGGCGGGAUAUGAAUUAUUGUGCAAAUCAGUCGUCAAUUCCUCCGACGAAACUGUAGAAAUAUGCGUUGAGAACGUUAUUAACGCAGGCGGGCUUUUUGCCCACACUAUUUCCAAUAUGCUUCUCCCAGAGCAUCGCCACAAGCAACAAUAUUUUGGAAAGGGCAACUAUUUCGCGUUAUCUGGCCGUCCUUCUGCACCUGUGAACCGAUUGGUCUAUCCUGUUCCUCCUCAAAAUGGACAAUCAUUGGGAACUCAUCUUACCAUUGACAUGGACGGCCAGAUAAGGUUUGGACCGGACCUCGAGUUCGUUAGUUCACCAAGUGAUUAUGAAGUUAAUAGUUCCAAUAUGGAACACGCCUUGCGUGCAAUCAGAAACUACUACCCCCACGUCGCAGCCCAGGAUCUUCAGCCCGCAUACAGUGGUAUUCGACCAAAGUUAGGCCAGCCAGGAGACAAGACUUUCAAAGAUUUUUAUAUAUGCGAGGAGGAUGGGUUCCCUGGCUUUGUGAAUUUGUUGGGAAUAGAAAGUCCCGGGCUAACCUCAAGCCUUGCGAUCGGGCGUUACGUUCGGAAAAUAUAUCAUGGAUAA
Molecule: messenger RNA, 1227 nt
Organism: Lachancea meyersii CBS 8951
Lineage: Eukaryota; Fungi; Ascomycota; Saccharomycetes; Saccharomycetales; Saccharomycetaceae
Source: the annotation of a GenBank genome assembly